Westerdykella ornata is the source of this 1344-nucleotide messenger RNA. RefSeq lists its product as uncharacterized. The transcript has 6 exons. Gene Ontology annotation, molecular function: Arp2/3 complex binding. Gene Ontology annotation, biological process: actin cortical patch localization; actin cortical patch assembly; endocytosis. NCBI's taxonomy places the organism in Eukaryota, Fungi, Ascomycota, Dothideomycetes, Pleosporales, Sporormiaceae. The coding region runs from base 1 to 1344 and encodes 447 amino acids. The record is from RefSeq and is a predicted model, not a curated record. Gene Ontology annotation, cellular component: actin cortical patch.
AUGGCGUUUGAGGUGUCGUACAACCUCGAGAAUGAACAGCAGUUCUGGGAUGAACUUGACGACAUCGUUUCAACGCGCUGCGACGACGAUGAGCUGACAGACAACGCCCUCCGUGCCUAUUUAAACGUUACCACAAGCUACAGAGACGAGUAUCUGCAAACGGACUACAGCCUGAUAAAAUGCGUUCACCAAUUCACACAUGGAGAGCUCUUCACGGCUCACAAAGAAUAUGUGCGGCGCCAGAUGAUCUACUGUCUAUUGCAGGAGGACGAUAAUCCCACUCUCCUGAUGCUGGCAUCCUUCCUGCUAUACGAUGGCCGAGAUAGCGGAAACGAUGUCACUUUUGAGAUGAUGCAGACGGAGGGCGUUUUUGCUCGGCUAGUGGAACUGAUCCGGAACACUGCUGUACAGGAAGACACGCGGCUGCAUCGAAUGCUGCUGGAGCUUAUGUACGAGUCUUCGCGUAUUCAACGGCUCAGUAUAGAAGACUUGGUGUCUGUUGAUGAUGCUUUCGUUCUUUACCUCCUGGACAUCAUAGAAGGUGUCAGUGAUGAUCCUAACGACCCUUACCAUUACACUGUGAUACGCGUUCUGCUGGUUCUGAACGAACAGUAUCUUGUAGUCUCCACUACUCAACAGGCAAACGGGUUUGCGGGUGUAACAAAUCGCGUAAUCAAGGCUUUAUCUACGCAUGGCACGACAUAUAAGACCUUUGGAUGCAAUUUGAUUCUUCUGCUCAACAGAGAAUCAGAGACUUCCCUCCAGCUAUUGAUCCUUAAAGCACUAUACCUCCUCUUCGGCAACCCCUCCACGGCUGAAUACUUCUACACCAACGACCUUCAUGUCCUAAUCGACGUAAUCCUCCGCAACUUGAUAGACCUGCCGUCAGACUCGCCGGCUACCAACGCUCUUAGACACACCUACCUUCGCGUCUUGCACCCGCUCCUGGCCAACAGUCAAGUCAGCAAACCGCCACACUACAAACGGGACGAGAUCCUGAGGCUCCUGCAUCUCCUUGUCACCAGUGGGACCCACUUUGCACCUGUUGAUCAGACGACGCAGCGGCUCGUGUUACGUUGCACAUCGGUGCAAUGGCUGCAACCUCCGCCGACCGAGUCGAAGGAUCCAGCUGGGGCCGGGAAUGACGCAGCGUUGGACCAGUCCCCCAUCGAUGGAAGUCGGGAGCACGCCAAAGGAGAAGGCCAGCGAGACUUCGCACGUCGUGCUUUAGGGAUGAGCGUGAAGGGCGGCGGGGAAAGUCUGAGCAGCGUCCUCGAGGUCGCAGCACACACUGAAAAGCCUGGUGUCCAAACGCCAAGCCGAGCGAAGGAGCUUGUUCAAUGA